GGCUCUGAGUAGCUGGGACUACAGGCAUGCAUCAUGCUGGGCCUCAGGUUUUUGUUUUUUGUAAAAUGAGAGUUGAGUCAGAUGAUCUUCAAGGCAUCUCUGAAAUUUGAGAAUUCCUGGACACGUCAACAGCUGCCUAUUAGGGUUUCCCCUUGUAUCUCCUGGGUGGCUCCUGAUUUUCAGGCAUGGCUUUGCCCAGGAAGCCUCGUUCAGAUGAGAGGGCUCCAGUGCUAGUGGUUGGGCCUGUCCUUCCUCUGCCCAGCAGCUCCCUGGGCUCUGGUGUCCCUGGCGCCAGGCAUGCGUUCCCAGGAAGGAAGACGCUUUUGCCCUGUUCUAUUGCGCUUUUGGAACCUACCAGGGUCUCACGUAUCUGCCGUCUGUCUCCGGGGCUGAUGCCGCCCCCCGUCUGCGGAUGGAGGGGCUGUUUGUCUGCAGAGCCGCCUCUGGUCUGUGGAUGGAGUGGCUGUUUCUCUGCACAGCCUCCCCUGUCUGCGGAUGGAGGUCUGUGGACGGAGGGGCCGUUUCUCUGCAGAGCCGCCCCCAAUCUGCAGAUGGAGGUCUGUGGAUGGAGUGGCUGUCUCUCUGGAGAGCCUCCCCCCAUCUGCGGAUGGAGGUCUGUGGAUGGAGUGGUCGUUUCUCUGCAGAGCCGCCCCCCGUCUGCGUAUGGAGGUCUGUGGAUGGAGGGGCCGUUUCUCUGCAGAGCUGUCCCCCGUCUGUAUGGAGGUCUGUGGAUGGAGGGGCUGUCUCUCUGGAGAGCUGUCCCCCGUCUGCGGAUGGAGGUCUGUGGACGGAGGGGUCGUUUCUCUGCGGAGCCGCCCCUCGUCUGCGGAUGGAGGUCUGUGGAUGGAGGGGCUGUCUCUCUGCAGAGCCGCCCCCCGACUGUGGAUGGAGGUCUGUGGAUGGAGGUCUGUGGAUGGAGGUCUGUGGAUGCAGGGGCCGUUUCUCUGCAGAGCCGCCCCCCGACUGUGGAUGGAGGUCUGUGGAUGGAGGUCUGUGAAUGCAGGGGCCGUUUCUCUGCAGAGCCGCCCCCCGUCUGUGGAUGGAGUGGCUGUGCCUCUGGAGAGAGGCUACAGGUUUGUGGGGCUUCUGCUGUGAAGCCAGGACAUCCUGUUUGGUGAGAAAAACACCUAAGGGAGAGUCAAGAGAUUGCGGAAUCCUAAUGUCAAAGCCAACAUAUGGAAAUGUGUUUCUGCUGAGGAAGGACGGCAUUCCGCUGCACAGUGGCCCACGCCCCACAGCCGCUUUCUUGCUGCCUGUAGAAGAGGGUGAAGCUGUCUCUUUUCCU
Molecule: messenger RNA, 1285 nt
Organism: Macaca mulatta (Rhesus monkey)
Lineage: Eukaryota; Metazoa; Chordata; Mammalia; Primates; Cercopithecidae
Source: RefSeq, a predicted model, not a curated record